Messenger RNA from Coffea arabica (coffee), 2082 nucleotides. The record is from RefSeq and is a predicted model, not a curated record. NCBI's taxonomy places the organism in Eukaryota, Viridiplantae, Streptophyta, Magnoliopsida, Gentianales, Rubiaceae.
AUGGCUGGAGCUAUUGUCUCGCUUGUUCUGCAAACGCUUGGAAAUAUGUUGAAAGAUGAAGCAAGAUUCUUGUCGGGAGUGACGGAUCAAGUUGAAGAAGUCCGGAGAGAGCUAAAGCGAAUGCUCUGCUUCCUAAAAGAUGCAGAUGCCAGAAACUGCAAAGAUGAAACAAUUCGCAAUUGGCUGAGGGAAAUCAGGAGUCUUGCUUAUAGGAUUGAAGAUCUCGUCGAGACGUUUGCUAUUGAAGUUGCGUCCAGGAAAUCAUCAGGACAUAGAGGUGUCAAGAAAGUUCUUAAAAGAGUUUCCGGCACAUUUGCUGAGAUUAGAUCUCUUCAUAACAUAGGAGUGGAGAUUACCAAAGUCAAAAGUGAUCUAAGUAGCCUCACUGCAAGUCUCCAAAUGUAUGAUGUGAGAGCUAUUGGUGAAGCAGAAAGCUCAAGUGCAGCGAAUGAUGAUCGAAAGUUCCAACAAUGGAUACGGCAAACUUAUGCCCAUGAGGUUGAGGAUUACUUCGUUGGAAUGGAGGAUGAUAUAGCUAAUUUGGUGUCACUAGUAAUUGAUGAUGACAAACGCCAUCGUGUCAUUUCUAUAUGGGGAAUGGGCGGUCUUGGCAAGACAACUCUGGCUAGGAAAGUUUACAAACACAUUGCCGUUCAACGGAGUUUCGAACGUUUUGCUUGGACUUGUGUAACGCAAGAAGGUCAAAUGAAAGCCAUUUUACAGGAUCUGUUGAUGCAGCUUCAUCCCCAAAAGCAGGAGGAUGUCAAGUUCAUGGGACACAGGCAGUUGGUCCAACAACUUCAUCAAGUGCAGAUAGAGAAAAAAUGUUUGGUUGUUCUUGAUGACAUCUGGAAAGUGGAUGAUUGGAAAAGCUUGCUUGCGGCAUUUCCUGUUGUUGAACGGGACAUCAAAGUUUUGCUCACAACUCGUAACAGGAAUGUUGCAAAAAAAGGAUGUCUCUAUGAGCUUAAAUGCUUGAAUGAAAUGGAAGGCUGGGAGUUGCUACAAAAGAUCGCUUUUGCAAGAAAGCGAGCAGAUUUGAAGAUUGAAAGAAAUCUACAGGAUGUUGGGAUUGAAAUGGUAUCCAAGUGUGGAGGCCUACCAUUGGCUAUUACUGUACUAGGAGGAAUUCUCAAAGACAAAAAUUCCUUCAGAGAAUGGCAAAUGGUGAAUAGAUACAUUGGUUCAUAUCUAAGCAAGGUGGAAGACGACGAAGAGAGAGAUGGAGGAUCGAUUGCCCGAGUCUUGUCCUUAAGUUACAAUGAGCUGCCACAUCAUUUAAAGCUAUGUUUCCUCUAUUUGGGCAAUUUUAAGGAGGAUGAGGACAUAAGACCACAACAUCUGUAUUUACUAUGGAUGGCAGAAGGCAUGGUUUUGAAAGAACACCAAAGAAGCGGAGAAACUCUGAUGGAAGUUGCACAAAGAUACUUGAGCGAAUUAGGCCGCAGAUCAAUGGUUCAAUUGAAACUUCACGAGUCCUCGAUGUCCAGGAAGUUUGUCUCUUGUCGCCUUCAUGACAUGAUGAGAGACUUGUGUUUGCAGAAAGGCAGAGAGGAAGAAUUUGUCAGGGUUGUAGAUUUUCAAGGUGUGAAACCACAACCCUUGCUGCAUUCAUAUUCUCUCACAAAUAAUGCUUGCAGAUUAGUCAUCCAUGUCGAAAAUGAGGAAGAUGGUGCUGCUACGGUAAGCAGUGCGCUAGAGGAUUGUCAACAAUUGCGCUCGCUGUUUUGCCUGAAAGCAGUUGCUGGAUUUUGGGAACCGCAAAUGCUCUGGCCACAGGGUGUAGUCGUAAAAAAUUGCAAAUCUCUUAGAGUUCUAAAAUUUGAAGGAUUUGAUUUUGAUGGGAAAAAGCUGCCCAUACAAUUACCAAAUUUGGUCCAUUUGAGGCUUUUAAGUUUGAAAUUCUGCAAAUUGGAUGAAUUGCCAUCAGCAGUAGCUGACUUGCCCUUGUUGCAGACCUUGGAUCUUGAAGUGAAAAAUGAGAUAAAAAUCCCAAAUUUUGAAACACUCUACGAUGGAAGGAGGGGGCAAACUGCAGUUACAUGGCUUAAGCGAGUUGGAGACCCUCUGGGCAUUAGAUAG